Molecule: messenger RNA, 3416 nt
Organism: Cinclus cinclus
Lineage: Eukaryota; Metazoa; Chordata; Aves; Passeriformes; Cinclidae
Gene: RBBP7
Product: RB binding protein 7, chromatin remodeling factor
Biological process (GO): regulation of gene expression
Cellular component (GO): ESC/E(Z) complex; NuRD complex; nucleus
Molecular function (GO): histone binding
Source: RefSeq, a predicted model, not a curated record
UGUGCCCCCACCUUCGCCCCUUCUCCCCCUCUCCCGCCUUUCUAGGGGCUCCUGUGCGCGCUCCCUCCUCCCUCUCCCACCUCCUCCGUUUCUUCCUGCCGCCUCCUCCUCUCCGCUCCCUCCCGACACGGCGAGCCAGGACGUGGUGGAGGCGCGUGAUCCGGAGGAAGAACACCCCGUUCCUGUACGACCUGGUAAUGAUGUACGCCCUGGAGUGGCCCAGCCUCACGGUGCAGUGGCUUCCUGAUGUGACCAGGCCAGAAGGAAAGAAUUAUGCUCUGCACAGGCUGAUUUUGGGAACACACACAUCUGAUGGACAGAACCACCUGGCUGUUGCCAGAGUCCAGGUUCCCAGCAAUGAUCAGUUUGAUGCUUUACAGUCUGAUAAUGAGAAAGGAGAAUUUGGUGGCUUUGGAUCUGUGACUGGCAAAACAGAGAUGGAGAUUAAAAUUAACCAUGAGGGUGAAGUGAACCAUGCCCGUUACAUGCCACAGAACCCCUGCAUCAUUGUGACAAAAACACCCUCUGCUGAUGUGCGGGUGUUUGACUACACUAAACAUCCUUCAAAAACAGACCCAAGUGGAGAGUGUGAUCCUGACCUCAGAUUAAAAGGACACCAGAAGGAAGGCUAUGGCUUGUCAUGGAACUCAAAUUUAAGUGGACAUCUUCUCAGUGCAUCUGAUGAUCAUAUGGUGUGUUUAUGGGAUGUAAGUGCUGGACCCAAAGAGGGCAAGAUUGUUGAUGCAAAAGCCAUCUUUACUGGGCACUCUGCAGUGGUGGAAGAUGUGGCAUGGCACCUGCUUCAUGAGUCUCUGUUUGGAUCCAUGGCAGAUGUUCAGAAACUUAUUGUUUGGGACACAGGAUCUAACCCCAUGUCCAAGCCAAGUCACUCGGUAGAUGCUUACACAGCCGAGGUCAACUGUCUGUCCUUCAGUCCUUACAGUGAGUUCAUUCUGGCAGCUGGCUCUGCUGACAAGAUGGUGGCUCUGUGGGAUCUUCGAAACAUAAAGCUGAAACUCCAUUCUUUUGAGUCUCAUAAGGAUGAGAUUUUUCAGGUUCACUGGUCUCAUAAUGAAACCAUUCUUGCUUCAUAUAACCUACUUUCUUACAGUAAAAUUGGAGAAGAGCAGUCUGCAGAGGAUGCAGAAGAUAGGCCUCCUGAGCUGCUGUUUAUUCAUAGAGGAUACACUGCCAAAAUCUCAGACUUCAGUUGGAAUCCUAAUGAGCCUUGGGUAAUCUGUUCUGUAUCAGAGGACAACAUAAUGCAGAUCUGGCAGGUGGCAGAAAACAUUUACAAUGAUGAAGAACUAGAUAUAACAGCAGCUGAACUGGAAGCUCAAGGAAUGUAACUUUUCUUCUUUAAGGAGCUACUAGGAGUGCCAUAGUCAAAUUCUGUUACUACAGUAUAUAUAAAAUAAAGCCCUGAAAAAAACCCCCCAAAACCAACUAGCAAACCAAACCAAAACCCCACAAUCACUGGGCAGAAGCAUUACAUUAAAACAAGAAUAUUCCUAAUAAGAUUAAGCAAAAAGCUUGUUUAAUCAAGUUGUCAUGGGAUACCUGUGGUUCUUUGGGUGCUUUGAGGUGUUACAUACUGUACAGCAAUUAGCUUAAGAGAAAAUAAGGUAACUUUAAUACCUCUAUCUAUAUUUUUUAAAUAAAAUAAAUGUGUUCCUGUAAAUAAAAUGGUCACCCUCACUCUUUGCACACAGAAACUGUAUUUUAAAAAAAACCCUUUUCUAUUAAUAUUUAAAAAGAGCUUUUCACCUUUACACACUGCUUUUAGAUUGGUUUUACCAAUAGAUAAAAAUCUAUUUUAAAAAAGCUGGGUGUGGUUAAUGUUCAGUGGCAUAAAUUGAAUGCCUUCUUGCAUUCAGUAAUGGAAUAAAUUUAAUUGGUCCCUGGUCAUAAAGUUAUGAACUAAAAAAUAUGUAACUUAGCCCAUGGUUAAAGGUCUGGGAAGAUGAGCAUUUUCUUCAAUCAAAAAAAAAAAUUGAAUAGAUAAUGUGACUUCUUCACAAAGGGAAGGGAUAGAGGAGGAGUUUUAGGAAGCCAGGGGCAGAGCCACUAGGUCUGUAAAGUUCAAGCAUAAAUCUUGAGCAGUCAAGUAACGUGUUUGGGUGAUUAGUAGUUGGAUUUUGUUUGUUUGUUUGUAGUUUUGUUUUUAGUGGGUUUUCUGUGUUAGUGUGCUGUGGGGUUUUUUUUGGGGUGUUGGUAAAAGCACUGUCCUUUAUAAUUUUCUUAAGUGCCAAGGUGCAAGUGCCUUCUGAGUGAAUUGGUGUUAACCUGUGUUUGGUUAGAGCCUUCCUGUUGCAUUUUUUACUUACAUGAGGCAAGUGUCCAGUUGUCUAAAAUACAUUAGUGUCUGAACAAAUAAUAGACAAACACAGUUUGCUUCUAAACUUUGGACUGACUGAAAAGCUCAAGAAUUUUGCCUGUAUAGAAGCAAAAUUUCAUCAUAUUUAUCAUGGAUCUAAACAGCAGAUGGAUUAUGUUGGGAGCUGUCUUGACGAAUCUAAGUGUUUUACGUGGACUUUAUAGCUCUUAGCUACCUAAGACCUUAAUUAAAUUAAUUGCUGGUUGUCCUGAUCUUUCUGCUCAAGCUUAAAAAAAAGAAAAAGAGAUGAUGAAGAGUCAGUAGAAGAUUCAGUCAGAAGACUUAUAUUGAAAAUAUGAUACCUUGCUCUCCACUGGAACUGUAACAAGGCACAUCUCUGGAGUCACUGGGUCACCAUGCAUGGACUUGUCUCCACACCUUUUUCAAUAAUAGUUCCUAUUAAAGUGAUGCAGGUUCAUAUGUAUUGUGGAAAGGAAGCACCAUCAGGCUUUCCAUCCACUGGUCUUUUUCAAGGGAACUGUGCACAGUUUUGAGAAUCUCCUUUUUUGGACUGGCUGUUCACAGAAGACCAGGUAUAAUGAAAACUAUAAAAGGUUCAUGUUUGAAAAGAAAUUCACCUGCUUGUGACUCUGGAUUCAAAAAAACCCAGAAGAAUCCAACACUAGUUUUAAGACUAUACAGAAAAAAACAAGAGUUUUUGUCUAGAAGUUACAGAUUCAUUGGAAGAAAACUUCUCCAAAGACUGCAAGUAUAUUGCUGAUUCUCAACAUACAAAUAAAACAUUACACACAAUUUGGGGGACAAACAGUGCAGAAAAACACGUGCUUUAUUCUGUAUUUGUUAUUUCUUAUAGCAUAAAACCAGAGGUUACAACUCUUGACCGCACAAGGUACCUUUGGUGUGUUGUUUCACAGCAUGUUCCCCAGUCUAAGAGAGAUUUAAACGAUACGUAGCAUAUUUGUUGAGAAAAUGCAAACAAAUAACAUUACUUGCCUGUUAGCAUCCAUAUCAAUAUUUCAGGCAUCAUGUACAAAACUUAAACCUCAGUCUCCCUGUUGAAAUCUACCCUAACUUUCAA